CGCGCAUCUAUAUUUUGAAGAUGUUUAGGAAAAUAUAGACUGAGGAGGAGUUUUUCAAAGCUGGGUAUAAAUAUUAGAACAACCGUGUCCAGUAAUCACUCGCAGUUCUACAGCGAAAGUGUUGAUUAGUCUCUUAGAUUUCUUUUUUGUGAAAACGAAACAACACAACUCCUAACAAAAUGUGUGACGAUGAAGUAGCUGCAUUAGUCGUAGACAACGGUUCCGGUAUGUGCAAGGCCGGUUUCGCUGGUGAUGACGCACCACGUGCCGUCUUCCCAUCCAUUGUCGGUCGCCCAAGGCAUCAAGGUGUCAUGGUCGGUAUGGGACAAAAGGACUCCUACGUAGGAGAUGAAGCCCAAUCCAAGAGAGGUAUCUUGACCCUCAAGUACCCAAUUGAGCACGGUAUCAUCACCAACUGGGAUGAUAUGGAAAAGAUCUGGCAUCACACUUUCUACAAUGAAUUGCGUGUCGCCCCAGAGGAGCACCCAGUUCUUUUGACUGAAGCCCCAUUGAACCCAAAGGCUAACCGUGAGAAGAUGACCCAAAUCAUGUUUGAAACCUUCAAUGCCCCAGCCAUGUAUGUUGCCAUCCAAGCUGUUCUCUCCUUGUACGCUUCCGGUCGUACCACCGGUAUCGUUUUGGAUUCCGGAGAUGGUGUCUCCCACACCGUCCCAAUCUACGAAGGUUACGCCCUUCCCCAUGCCAUCCUCCGUUUGGACUUGGCUGGUCGCGAUUUGACCGACUACCUCAUGAAGAUCUUGACUGAACGUGGUUACUCAUUCACCACCACCGCUGAGCGUGAAAUCGUUCGUGACAUCAAGGAAAAAUUGUGCUAUGUCGCUUUGGACUUCGAACAAGAAAUGGCCACCGCUGCCGCUUCCACCUCAUUGGAGAAGUCAUACGAACUUCCCGACGGUCAAGUCAUCACCAUCGGUAACGAACGUUUCCGUUGCCCAGAAUCCCUCUUCCAACCCUCAUUCUUGGGAAUGGAAUCAUGCGGUAUCCACGAAACCGUCUACAACUCCAUCAUGAAGUGCGAUGUUGAUAUCAGGAAGGACUUGUACGCCAACAUUGUCAUGUCCGGUGGUACCACCAUGUACCCUGGUAUUGCUGAUCGUAUGCAAAAGGAAAUCACCGCCUUGGCUCCAUCAACCAUCAAGAUCAAGAUCAUCGCCCCACCAGAGCGUAAAUACUCCGUAUGGAUCGGAGGUUCCAUCUUGGCUUCCCUUUCCACUUUCCAACAAAUGUGGAUCUCCAAGCAAGAAUACGACGAAUCCGGCCCAGGCAUUGUCCACCGCAAGUGCUUCUAAGCAUUCAAUUGACUAUCAUUAUAAUAAUAUUAUAUUUUUAAUAAUUAUUAUUUUAAUUUUUCUAUUAAAUAAUAAUAUAUAAAAGAAAACAAAACAAAAAAUGUUACAUAAAUCAACAACAAAAGUUAUAUUUUUUAUUAUUAUAUAAUUUUAUAAUUUAACAAAAAUGAAAAAAUAAGAAAAACACAAAAGAGAAAUGAAACAACAUCAAUAAUAUCUUUGAAGAGCUAAAGAGAAUAAAACAAUCAACACCUUAAAUUUAAAAAAACUAAACAACAA
Eupeodes corollae is the source of this 1589-nucleotide messenger RNA. RefSeq names its product actin-87E. The record is from RefSeq and is a predicted model, not a curated record. The transcript is spliced from 2 exons. Bases 180 to 1310 code for a protein of 376 amino acids. Gene Ontology annotation, biological process: mitotic cytokinesis. NCBI's taxonomy places the organism in Eukaryota, Metazoa, Arthropoda, Insecta, Diptera, Syrphidae.